Molecule: messenger RNA, 2384 nt
Organism: Lolium perenne
Lineage: Eukaryota; Viridiplantae; Streptophyta; Magnoliopsida; Poales; Poaceae
Biological process (GO): regulation of asymmetric cell division
Source: RefSeq, a predicted model, not a curated record
CCCUCUCCCUCCGCCCCCACGGAAAGAAAAAAAAAAAACCUUUUUUAUAUCACAUCUCGGAAUUCUUCGGGUCCUCGGGCUCGCCGCGAGAGAGAGCGAUCCCGUUCUCGCCGGCCCCCGCUGCUCCCGGCGAUUCUCCCGGAUUUUCUGGUCCAGACAGGGCUGCAGCAGAGAAGACUCUUCACCAAGAGAAUUGCGGUGCUUCAUCAAGAAAGGAAAGGAUAUACCAUCGGAUAGAACCGCCGGCGUAUCAUCCUGAAGAACGGGGAUUGAAGGAAAUAAACUAGCUCUCUUCUCCAAGGCAUCUUCUGACUGAUUCGCAUGGUUAGGCCUUAAGAACGUACCGUUCCCGGUGCAGAUCAUGAAGAUUGAUAAUGAAAGGCCUUAUCAUAGUAAUGUUUUUCAUGAGCCUGUAUCCACUGGUGGGGCUAAAGUAGACUGUGAACCUGAAAAGGAAACUAAGAACAAUCUUUUGUCAGAUAAGAUGGUUGAACAGACCAAUCUAUCAGAACACACGUUUGUGAAGUCUGAGCAUCAGAAUGGAGGUAAAACCAGACAAAUAUGGAUCGAUGAUGUUUCUUAUGACAAGGAUGUUGCUGAGAUCAACCUGCCAGAUGAUGUGGUUUCUUCUGAUUAUGGUGGCAAUUUUGUCAAGGAUGUAUGCAUUGAUGAGGGAGUGCUUACUGAUAAGAAGGCUUCGGUAGAGAAGGUAGAAAGCGAAAAGAUUUUCCCAUACUUUGAUUCUUCAACGGGCGAUGCAAAUGCUGAUCUGACGGAAGACAUAAGAGUUGAUCCUCUGGAAACUGCACAUAAGACAGAUAUAAUUACCCUGCAUGUCGCACGUGCUACUGAUGGUAAUAGUAUGGAAGAAAUAAGAGUUGAUCAUGUGAAAACUCCUGAAGUGCGUGAUCUUGAAGGCAACAAGAGUACAGAUGACUCUACCAAUACAAAUGUUGAGAAUUUAAGCCCCAGAAAGUCAUUAAGUAAUGAAGCUGCAGAACAGUGCCAGCAGAAGAGCACAGUAAUUCAUGAGACCUCUGAAACUCACAAGCCAUUUUGCGUGGUAGAAGCAAUUGAUGAGGUUGCAUCAGACGAUUUUCAUGAAGCUAAAGCUAGUAUUUCACCAGAGGCUGGUAACCUCAAUGGUUUACCGGUUGAAUCAACUUCUGAUGGGUUCUCAGCGACAAAUCCUGAAGAAGAUGUUGGUGCACAAUUAGAUGAGAGAGGAUUGAAUCCAGCUACUCACUAUAACCCUUUUAUCGCUUAUGGAUCUUUCGAGGAUUCAUGGGAACCAAAGUAUGCUCUACCCAGCAUCGUCGACGAUGUUUCUGUUGUACCUAUCUGUCCUGUUGGAAAGACUGAUAGCUUCAGUGAUCUCGUCAACGGUGGUACACUGAGGCUGGGGGUCCAACCAUCUGAAGAGAGUAAUGAUCAGAGAGGAAGUCUUGUUGAAAGGACAGAUAGUUUUAGUGAUCUGGUGAAUGGUGGAGCAGGAGGCUUUGAUUCGAUUGUAACAGAUGAAACCAAAAUCAAACACAGUAGAUUAGAUUCCAUAGAAGAAAGUUCAGGUAGAUUGGAUGUCCAAGCAUCUGAAGAGAGCAAUGAUCAGAGAGAAGAUCUUGUUAACGAGAUGAGAACUGGCGGUGUACAUGGAAUGGGUACUAGCGGUGCAGAGCCUAGUGAGGCCAUGGGUGAUAACCAUCCAAAAUGUGAGACUGAUACUUUCGAAGAUGCACAUGAUUUCAACCCAAGAGACAUGGAGGAGGAUGACACAAAUGUAAUCAAGGACAAGAACGACAGUAAGAGUACUAGGCUUGCACAAACGGAGUCGUUGGUUCAGCAAAAUGGACCUGAUAGUGCAAGGCUGAUGGCUCGAACCGGCAUUCGCAACCCCUUUGAAUCAAGCUUCUCCGGAGCUAGUAUCACCUCGGAUGCACUAGCACCCUCUGCUCACAUCGGCAACGUUUCUCUCCGUUCAGAUAGUAGCACGACAAGUACUCGAUCAUUUGCAUUCCCAGUGCUACAGACGGAGUGGAACAGCAGUCCGGUGAAGAUGGCAAAGGCGGACCGUAGGCGUUUCAGGCGAGAUCGAAGCUGGGGUUACAGACUCCUCUGCUGUAAAUUCUGAAUGUGCUUGCUGCUGCAAAUUUUUCCUGUUUGUGUCCAGCUCAUGGCCGGCUUCGUGCCUGAGCUCAUGUUAGCCUUGUUAAAUUCAUUCAAAUUCUGACCAUUUAUCCCUUUCCCUGCCUCCUUGUUCUUGCUAUCUCUCUGCCCCCACAUGCCCUGCUUUUUUUAUUUACCAAUAGCAGGUUAAUGGCUUGUCGGAUUCGGUAGUGGCUUGUAAUUUGCAUCGUGAGUGAGAAAUGAAAGUAUAGCUCUUGUUA